This is a messenger RNA of Hypanus sabinus (Atlantic stingray), 2280 nucleotides long. It is a transcript of the gene klhl15, whose product is annotated as kelch-like family member 15. The record is from RefSeq and is a predicted model, not a curated record. Bases 146 to 2098 code for a protein of 650 amino acids. The transcript has 4 exons. NCBI's taxonomy places the organism in Eukaryota, Metazoa, Chordata, Chondrichthyes, Myliobatiformes, Dasyatidae. Gene Ontology annotation, biological process: protein ubiquitination; nuclear protein quality control by the ubiquitin-proteasome system. Gene Ontology annotation, cellular component: Cul3-RING ubiquitin ligase complex; nucleus. Gene Ontology annotation, molecular function: protein binding.
UGACACUCAGUUGGGGGGGGUGGGGGGGUAACGGUGUUGACUUCAUUGUCGGCCGAGAUAGUGGAGCGAGAAUGCCGACGCAGACCCCUCCGUGAUUCGCGGUUAGAAGGAGGGGUGAUUUGUGUGUAAGGAGCGGCGGCUACUGAUGUUGGAGCCGCUUGAUAGCACGGAGCCUCUUUUAGGCAGGAGUACGGGACGAUCAGGUCUGAGGACCCCGUCACGAAUUCCGCCGAUGUCACUACACACGUGUCCAACAGAAGGUGCACUUGCAGCAAGGGUUUUAAUGGCUGGAAACGUGGAUGUGUACAACUCUACUGUUCAUGACUCCUGCGUCUCUUCAGGGUUUAAAACCCUAUAUGAGGAGCGAUUGUUAUUUGAUGUCACACUAGUUAUCGAGGAUCACCAGUUUCAGGCUCACAAGGCACUAUUGGCUACUCAGAGUGACUACUUUCGAAUAAUGUUCACAGCUGACAUGAGGGAGCGGGACCAGAACAAGAUUCACCUUAAAGGACUCACUCCUACAGGCUUUAGUCAUGUCCUUCAAUUUAUGUAUUAUGGCUCCAUUGAACUGAAUAUGAGCACUGUCCAUGAGAUUCUUCAGGCAGCAAUGUAUGUCCAGUUAACUGAGGUCGUGAAAUUUUGCUGUUCUUUCCUUUUGUCAAAAAUCUGCUUGGACAACUGUGCAGAAAUCAUGCGACUUUUAGAUGAUUUCAGUGUUAAUAUAGAUGGUAUCCAAGAACAACUGGACAAGUUUCUACUCGAGAAUUUCGUGCCACUCAUGUCCAGAGCUGAUUUUCUGUCCUACUUGAGUGUUGAAAAGCUCUUGAUGUGUUUGGAAAAUGACCAGUUGAGCCGAUUCCCAGAGAUUGAGCUCUUCGAGGCAGCACAGGCCUGGCUGCGACACGACAGAAGUCGUUGGAGGCACACAGAUACCAUUGUUCAAAAUGUCAGGUUUUGUCUGAUGAAUACCACAAACGUUUUGGAAAAGGUAAAAACAUCCGAAUUUUAUCGCUACUCACGGCAGCUUCGUUUUGAGGUUGAGCAGGCUUUAAGCUACUUUCAGAACGUGAAUCAGCAGCCACUUUUGGAGAUGAAAUCUAACCGCAUUCGCUCUGCUAGGGCGCAGACUGCAGUUUUCCGAGGGAUGAUUGGACACAGCAUGGUAAACAGCAAGAUUCUUCUGCUGCACACACCCCGCGUCUGGUGGGAACUAGACGGUCCACAAGUACCACUACGACCUGACUGCCUUGCAGUUGUGAACAACUUUGUGUUUUUGUUGGGAGGGGAAGAGUUGGGUCCCGAUGGUGAAUUUCAUGCUUCCUCCAAAGUCUUCCGGUAUGAUCCCCGACAAAACUCAUGGCUGAGAAUGUCAGACAUGUCUGUCCCCCGAUCUGAAUUUGCUGUUGGUAUCAUUGGGAAAUACAUCUAUGCUGUGGCAGGCAGAACAAGGGAUGAAACCUUUUACUCAACUGAACGCUAUGAUAUCACGCAAAACAAAUGGGAAUUUAUUGAUCCAUAUCCAGUUAAUAAGUAUGGUCACGAAGGAACAGUUCUCAAUAGUAAGCUUUACAUAACUGGUGGUAUAAUGUCCUCCUCAACCUCCAAGCAAGUGUGUGUUUUUGAUCCCAGUAAAGAAGGUACUGUGGAACAACGGACAAGGAGAACACAAGUGGUUACAACGUGCUGGGAGAAUAAAGCUAAAAUGAACUAUGCACGCUGUUUUCAUAAAAUGAUUGCCCACAAUGGGAAACUUUAUGUUUUCGGUGGUGUGUGUGUAAUAUUACGUGCAUCGUUUGAGUCCCAGGGCUGUCCAUCAACAGAAGUUUAUAAUCCUGAUUCUGAUCAGUGGACUAUCCUGGCAUCAAUGCCCAUAGGAAGAAGUGGGCAUGGGGUGGCAGUUGUUGAAAAGCAGAUAAUAGUCCUUGGCGGCCUUUGUUACAAUGGUCAAUACAGUGACUCCAUACUUACCUUCGAUCCAGAAGAAAAUAAAUGGAAGGAAGAUGAAUAUCCAAGGAUGCCUUGUAAAUUGGAUGGUUUACAAGUUUGUAGCCUUUACUUUCCUGACUUCAUACUGGAGCAUGUUCGGCGAUGUACCUAAAACAUUGCUAUGGUUACACAACAAAAAUCACCUAAGGAGGGGAAACCAUAGUUUUGUUAAGCUUUUGGGGAGAGCAAGUUUUACAGUAUUGUAAUGGUAUUGCCCUCAAAAAUUGCAGUUCAGAGUGGUUUGGUUUUCAUCUUUAUUUUGUGCAGUCAAUUCAAAUCCAUUGUUAAUUUUAU